Lycium ferocissimum is the source of this 1714-nucleotide messenger RNA. RefSeq names its product succinate-semialdehyde dehydrogenase, mitochondrial. Gene Ontology annotation, molecular function: succinate-semialdehyde dehydrogenase (NAD+) activity. NCBI's taxonomy places the organism in Eukaryota, Viridiplantae, Streptophyta, Magnoliopsida, Solanales, Solanaceae. Gene Ontology annotation, biological process: GABA catabolic process. The transcript has 2 exons. The record is from RefSeq and is a predicted model, not a curated record. The coding region runs from base 127 to 1689 and encodes 520 amino acids.
AUUAUUUAGGUACUAUCUCUCAUAUAGGGUUCCAUCACACUCUCUUCUCACUGUCGCAUCCGUGGUAGAUCUCCCAUUUAUCCAACCUCAAAAAAAGGUUAUUGGAAUUCGGGGGCCCUGAUACAAAUGAUUCGUGGGCAUACCAGAAUGGCACUUUCUGCUGGUGCGAUGUUAUAUCGUUCCUCACUUUCAGGUCCAGUGCGUCUGAUGACGACAGAAACACAAAGUUUUGCUGCUAAGCUGAACAGAUCUGGAUUGUUGCGGAGUCAGGCUCUUAUUGGAGGGAAAUGGGUUGAUUCAUAUGACGGGAAGACUAUAAAGGUCCACAAUCCUGCAACAGGGGAGCUAAUAACAGAUGUUCCAUGCAUGGGUAGAAGGGAGACGAACGAUGCAAUUUCUUCUGCCUAUGAUGCAUUUAGUUCUUGGAGCAAAACUACUGCUGCGGAAAGGAGCAAAUUAUUAAGGAAGUGGUAUGAUUUGCUAAUGGCCCACAAGGAGGAACUUGGACAGCUUAUGACACUAGAGCAAGGGAAACCUCUAAAAGAGGCCAUUGGUGAAGUUAGUUACGGGGCUGGUUUUAUUGAGUUCUCCGCUGAAGAGGGUAAACGUAUAUAUGGUGACAUCAUUCCAUCACCGUUAGCAGAUAGACGAUUAUUUGUCUUAAAGCAACCAGUUGGUGUUGUUGGUGCAAUUACACCAUGGAAUUUUCCCUUGGCUAUGAUUACCCGAAAGAUAGGCCCUGCUCUUGCUUGUGGUUGUACGGUGGUGAUAAAACCGUCUGAACUCACUCCCUUGACUGCUUUAGCAGCAGCUGAACUCUCCAUUCAAGCUGGUAUACCACCGGGCGUGGUGAAUGUUGUUAUGGGAAAUGCACCUGAUAUUGGAGACGCACUGCUUGCGAGCCCACAGGUUAGAAAAAUUACAUUCACAGGUUCGACCAAGGUUGGGAAAAAAUUGAUGGAAGGUGCUGCUGCCACUGUUAAAAAGGUAUCUCUUGAGCUAGGAGGCAAUGCACCUUGCAUCAUUUUUGAUGACGCAGACCUUGAAGUAGCUAUUAAAGGAGCUCUUGCAACAAAGUUCCGUAACACUGGACAAACAUGUGUAUGUGCCAAUAGAAUACUGGUGCAAGAAGGGAUAUAUGAUAAAUUCGCAAAUGCUUUUGCAAAAGCUGUCCAAAGCAUGAAAGUUGGAGAUGGUUUCAGUGAAGGUGUAGAGCAAGGCCCUUUAAUUAAUGAAGCAGCAGUACAGAAGGUUGAAUCUUUUGUAGAAGAUGCUAUUUCAAAAGGAGCCAGUGUGCUUGUUGGGGGAAAGAGACAUAGCCUUGGCAUGACCUUCUACGAGCCUACAGUCGUAACUGGAGUUAAUAAUGAGAUGCUCUUGGCGAGGGAGGAAGUAUUUGGACCUGUUGCCCCUCUAUUGAAGUUCAAAACAGAUGAAGAAGCAAUCCAUAUGGCUAAUGACACUAAUGCAGGUUUAGCUGCUUAUAUAUUCUCAACAAAUAUUAGAAGAGCUUGGCGUGUCACUGAAGCUCUUGAAUAUGGAAUCGUUGGAGUUAAUGAAGGACUAGUUUCAACUGAGGUAGCUCCAUUUGGAGGCGUGAAACAAUCAGGUCUUGGCCGUGAAGGUUCUAAAUACGGGAUGGAUGAAUAUUUAGAGAUGAAAUAUGUCUGCUUGGGAAGUAUGAGCUAAAUCACCGGUGUAAAUUCUCACUAAU